Vicugna pacos (alpaca) is the source of this 3225-nucleotide messenger RNA. RefSeq names its product forkhead box E1 (gene FOXE1). Lineage: Eukaryota; Metazoa; Chordata; Mammalia; Artiodactyla; Camelidae. Gene Ontology annotation, biological process: regulation of transcription by RNA polymerase II; cell differentiation; anatomical structure morphogenesis. Gene Ontology annotation, molecular function: RNA polymerase II cis-regulatory region sequence-specific DNA binding; DNA-binding transcription factor activity, RNA polymerase II-specific. The record is from RefSeq and is a predicted model, not a curated record.
AGCACCUCGCCAGCGGUCCUGGCGGCUGGGGGCCAACGCCGAGGAGAGGAACAGUCGCCAGCCGUCCCGCCUGGCCCGCGCCGCGACCUCGCAGCUGGCGUCUCGCCUCCUUGCCCUCUGCGCCUUUCACAGCCCCAGCCGCAGGGGCGCAGCCUGGGCAGCCUCCACCAGAAUGCCCCCACAGCUGCAGUAACUGCCCUCGGUUCAGGCCUUGGGGCCCGCAGCCUCCUCUGCGCGCACGGCUUCGACGGUUAUCCUCAGAUCAGCUGGAAGCCCAGACCAGCUGCAAGCGCCCCAGCUCCAGGAUCAAUUCCGGGCCCCUUGACCACCUGGCAAUCGUGCGCAAAAGACCCUUCGGCCCGCGACGGGAGCCUAGUCCCGGUUCAAACGUCACGUCGCUGUCGGCGCCUGGCCUCGAGCUCCAGAACACGAGCAGAGCCGUCGGUGAGCGGGAUACUCCUGAGCCUGUGUCUGCACUGAGCCAGCCCGGAAACCGCGGGCGCCAAGCCUCCAGAGCGCCCCUGGGAGGGAAGCUGUGCUCCCGGUGCCAGUUGCGAGGACCCGCUAAGCUCUCCGCAGACGGGCCCAGGGUCCGUUCUGGUGAUCCUCCGUCCCAAGCCCAGCAGCUCCCAGGCUCGCCCCCGCACCUGGACAGCAGCGGGCAGCGGGGACACGCGACGGCUGCGCCAUGACGGCCGAGAGCGGGCCGCCACCGCCGCCGCCGCAGCCGGAGGCGCUGGCGGCCGUGAAGGAGGAGCGCGGUGAGGCAGGUCCCGGGGUCCCGGCGGAGACUGCGGGUCGCGGCGCGGGCGGGCGGAGACGGAAGCGCCCCCUGCAGCGCGGAAAGCCGCCCUACAGCUACAUUGCGCUCAUUGCCAUGGCCAUCGCGCACGCGCCGGAGCGCCGCCUCACGCUGGGCGGCAUCUACAAGUUUAUCACCGAGCGUUUCCCCUUCUACCGUGACAACCCCAAAAAGUGGCAGAACAGCAUCCGCCACAAUCUCACGCUCAACGACUGCUUCCUCAAGAUCCCGCGCGAGGCCGGCCGACCGGGCAAGGGCAACUACUGGGCACUCGACCCCAAUGCCGAGGACAUGUUCGAGAGCGGCAGCUUCCUGCGCCGCCGAAAGCGCUUCAAGCGCUCCGACCUCUCCACUUACCCCGCUUACAUGCAAGACGCGGCCGCUGCCGCCGCCGCCGCCGCCGCCGCCGCCGCCGCCGCCAUCUUCCCGGGCGCGGUGCCCGCUGCGCGACCGCCUUACCCGGGCGCCGUCUAUGCAGGCUACGCCCCGCCAUCGCUCGCUGCGGCGCCCCCGGUCUACUACCCCGCUGCGUCGCCAGGCCCGUGCCGUGUCUUCGGCCUGGUGCCAGAGCGGUCACUCAGCCCAGAACUAGGCCCCGCUCCGUCAGGGCCAGCGGGUUCCUGCGCCUUUGCUUCGACCGGCGCCUCUGCCACGACCACCGGCUAUCAGCCCGCCGGCUGCGCAGGCGCCCGACCUGCCAACCCCUCCGCCUAUGCGGCUGCCUACUCCAGCCCUGACGGCGCGUACCCGCAAGGGGCGGGCAGCGCCCUCUUCGCAGCGGCUGGCCGGUUGGCCGGGCCCGCCUCUCCCCCAACGGGUGGCAGCAGUGGCGGCGUCGAGCCCGCAGUGGACUUCUAUGGACGCACAUCGCCUGGCCAGUUCGGAGCGCUGGGGCCCUGCUACAAUCCUGGUGGGCAGCUCGGAGCGGGCAGUGGAGGUACCUACCAUGCUCGCCAUGCGGCCGCCUAUCCUGGCGGAGUAGAUCGGUUCGUGUCCGCCAUGUGAGCCGAGCAUAAGGGCGAAAAUUCAUAGAUACCUCGACUGUCCUUAUGAACUAAGUAUCCGCGAAACCUGAGGACGGGACUAAAGAGAGGACCGAAUUGAAAGCCACAAGGGAGGGACCGAGCCGCCAGGACAGGCGCAGCCUCCUCGUGCACCGUGUACACACUGGUACGCUUUGAAAAUGGGAAGAGUUGACGAGAGGCAUCCGCGGCCCACAGACUGGGACAGUGGACCCUCACUGAGGCGAAGCUCCAAAGGACGUGCCUUUCUGACAUUCUAUUAGGAAGGGUCCUUGGCUAUAAAGCGGGCGCUAUGUAGUGUCUACAUCAGAGUCUGGGGUCUCCGAAUUGUGGGGAAUAACAUGACUUCACUCUUCCCUGUACUUCAGGAAAUUCGGGUCCUUUCACACAGUUUGGACUCUUGUGCCUUUGACUACUUACGACAAUAAAAGACUCCAAUAGCGCCUUCCUACUUAAGGUGAGGAGGACAAAUUUGCAAAACAAGUACCUGGGUUUUUUUAAUGGGAAAAAAGAAAUCUCUAUGCUUCGCUUGACCAGGGGCUGGUUUUCCCUGCCUCUGAGAACCGCAGACCUGGCUCCGAGUCUGGACUGUACCCCAGCUCCACAAUGUCACCCACUCCCAUCACUCACACCCCCAGUUUCCCCAUCUGUUAUACCAGAGAGCUGCAGAAUUCGAUGGUCCCGCAUAUGAUCUUUAAGUGCCCAUCAUCAUUGUUGCUACCCUGCAUAUUUGGCAGCAUGGGUGGGUCACCCAGGGCCUAAUCGUAUUCCAGGGAAUGAGAACAGAGCUUAUGGCAAACAUCUAACUUAAAAGUCUCUGGAUUAGCUCCAAACACCGGUUAUAUCGUAAUUUCUUGACUCUUUUGAGCAUGAUGUGCUGAUCAUUCGGCAGCUGUUACUGCUGGUUCACAAAUGCAGUUUUCCAAUGAGGCAUAUAGGAAUACAUUUGUCCAUUGCCCGCUCUUUCUUUUCAUCAACAGCCCCAGACCCAAUGGGUGAACUAAAAUUCAAAGAGACGACAGGACUCAGGGGAGUCUGUUGGUGACAGCUUUCAGUAUGUCAGGCUGGCUCUUCCAUCCCUGGCACCCUCUGAGGUACCUUAGCAGCCUCUGUGCAAAAAGAAAAGAGAAAAACUAAUUGGGGUGGUCAGUUAAGUAAGCUUUAGAAAGAAACUGGUGUUUAAAUUUGUUUUGUAUCCAUUUGUUUGUUUCAAGCAGCAAGCUGACCAAAAUUGGGGAAAAAAUCCAACCACUAUCACACCUUUCUUUUGAGAAAUCUUGUAAGUUUUGAUUCUGGGGCUAAAUUUUCCAGCAUUAAAUAUUUCAGAGGCUUAGUGUGCAGCUUUCAGAUAAACCUGAGUGUACAGAUGAACUGUUUUAAUAAAAAUCUUGAGUAAUUGAG